Messenger RNA from Dicentrarchus labrax (European seabass), 756 nucleotides. RefSeq lists its product as uncharacterized. The transcript is spliced from 4 exons. NCBI's taxonomy places the organism in Eukaryota, Metazoa, Chordata, Actinopteri, Moronidae. The record is from RefSeq and is a predicted model, not a curated record. The coding region runs from base 1 to 756 and encodes 251 amino acids.
AUGCACUUGUUCAAUCUGAGCCUGAGCCUGGAGAAAGUCCCAGCCCUGUGGAAGACCUUCUGUAUGGUCCCCUGCUACACCUGGAGGACAACGGGAUUACGCACAGGUCCCCCUCGGGGUACGGUGCUAUCUCCCUUCCUCUUCACCCUUUACACCUCGGACUUCACCCACAACUCCACACUCUGCCACAUCCAGAAGUUCUCCGAUGACACAGCCAUUGUUGGAUGUGUUUCUGAGGGGAAUGAACCCACGAAGGAACUGAAGGACGCUGCCACCAGGUGGCUGAAGCCGGGGGGAUCCAGCGGUGAGAGGCUGAUGCUGGAGCAGGUGGUGCUGGAACAGUUUGUGGAGGGGCUCCCGACCGGGACCGCAGAGUGGGUGCGGUGCCACCGACCGGCGGAUUUGGAGGCCGCCAUCACCCUCGCCGAGGAUCAUCUGGCUGUCCACGGGUCCAGCCGCUACGGGUGCCGCUCUCGGCCCACAGGGGGUUCCUCAGGCGUCAGGGCAGGAGUGUUGGCGGUGCGGGCAGCCCGGGCAUUUCCGCAGGGAGUGCCCUCUCAUGGAGGUCGGACAGGUGAUCCGGGUUGCUGGCCCACCAACACCCUCCCCCGGUCCAGGAGGGACAUACAGCGUCCCGGUAAGGAUCCAAGGGGGUAUACAUCAGGCAAUGGUGGAUUCGGGCUGCACGCAGUCUAUAAUUCAUCAGCACCUGGUUCGACCCGGGGCUUUGGUAGAGGCAUCGUGGGUGGACAUUAG